Molecule: messenger RNA, 2383 nt
Organism: Brassica napus (rape)
Lineage: Eukaryota; Viridiplantae; Streptophyta; Magnoliopsida; Brassicales; Brassicaceae
Product: protein DYAD-like
Exons: 7
Coding region: 737-2110 (457 amino acids)
Biological process (GO): meiotic cell cycle; meiotic sister chromatid cohesion; reciprocal meiotic recombination
Source: RefSeq, a predicted model, not a curated record
AAACAAGAUCUUCAGAUAUUUUUAUAUUUUCCGAUUCUCACUUUCGGGUCUUAGUUAUCAAUUUCUAAGUUUUUUGCUGCUAAAAUUUUUUAAUUGUUUUUUUUCCCAGAGAAAUCGAAGGCGGAAGGAAAUAAGUUAAGAGGAGGAUCAUCUAGGGAGCAAACAAAAAAGUUCAUGAUUGAAACGAUGUUCGUGAAGAGGUAUCCGUUCAGAGGAUCUUCUUCUUCCGCCGGAAAACACUCGUAGCCGCCGCCACCGACUGUCAAUGUGGCUCACCUAAGAGUCGGAUCUUAUUACGAAAUCGAUCACUCUGUUCAGAGGUCGCCGGAGCAACUUAAGUCCAUCCCAAUCGGAAGCAAGAGGAUGAACCGGAGUAAGACCAUCUUCAAUGGCUUACUUUAUUUUUUACUUUAAAAUAGAAUAACUCUAUAAUAGAGUUUGAGUUUGCUCUAAUGGUACUCUAUUUUAGAGUAAAAAAUAGAGUGAUAAACAAAGAAAAAACAAAUUAUUUUUCACUCUAUUAUAGAGCGAGAAAUAGAGUAACAUUAGAGCAUUCUUUACUUUUAGAGUGAAAAAUAGCGUUUUAGAGUGAAAAAUAGAACGGGGUUAGAGAUGCUCUAAACCGGAGAGGAGGAGUAAUGCUAGUCUUCUUCCCGUUUUGGACGAGAGCCACGUGGUGUCGUCGGAGCUAGCCGGGGAUUUGCUUUUCAGGAGAGUCGCACCUCACCAAGUUUCCAUGAGCAGAAGAAACUCCUGGGUUUCUGGCAACGACCACAUUAAUCUCUCUCGCGCCCAAGGAAACUGCUUGUCUGAGCUGAAGUCGGGAGGGAUGAUUAAAUGGGGGAAAAGAAUGCGCGUGCGUUACCAGAGCCGGCAUAAGGAGGAAGAUGGUGGGAACGAAACAGAAGCCUCUGAUUAUGCAGCCCCUAAGAGAAAAAAGCUGGUUGAAUCCAGCACUAGGAGACUCCCUCAGAGGGCAAGGGUAUCUGAUCAGAAGAAGAAUAACAAGGAAACCCAGAUCGUUGUUUAUAAGAGGAGAUCACCUAAUCAGUUUAUUGACAGAUGGUCUACUGAGAGGUACAAACGAGCUGAGAAGAACAUGUUGAAAGUGAUGAAGGAUAAAAAUGCAGUUUUUGGCAACCCCAUACUAAGACCAGAGUUGAGGUUAGAGGCGAGGAAGCUCAUUGGAGACACGGGUCUGUUGGAUCAUCUGCUUAAGCACAUGGCUGGUAAGGUGGCUCCUGGAGGUCAAGAUAGGUUUAUGAGGAAACAUAAUGCAGAUGGGGCAAUGGAGUAUUGGCUGGAGAGCUCUGACUUGGUUCACAUAAGGAAAGAAGCAGGAGUUAAUGAUCCUUUUUGGACGCCUCCACCUGGUUGGAAGCUCGGUGACAGCCCUACUCAAGAUCCUAUCUGCGCUGGAAAAAUCCGUGACAUCAGAGGAGAAGUAGAUACCCUGAAAAGAGAAUUGGAGAAACUCGCUUCAAAGAAGGACGAGGAGCUUGCAAUGAUGAAUACACCUAUUUCCUGCGUUACGAGUCAGAACGUGGACCACGAUAAUAUGAUCCCUCUAGCAAAGGAAAUCUACACGGAUCUGCUGAAGAAGAAAGACAAAAUUGAGGACCAGCUAGUGACAAUUGCAGAAGCCUUGCAUAAAAUGGAGGAAGAUAUGGGAUGGCUUCGGAGGACAGUGGACGGGAACUGCCCUAGAAAGCCAGACUCAACAGAGAUGCCUUUGCUACUAGAGGAUUCACCAAUAAUGAAGACACCAGAAGGAGAAGUGAAUAGGGAAAACCAAAUCAAAGAGCUCCCUCAAAAAGGCAGGACAGAUGAACGCCCACUACUUUCACUUAAGAACAACACUGGUUUUAGAAUCUGCAGGCCUGUGGCGAGUUUCUCAUGGCCCAACCUGCCUGCUCUUGCUGCUGCUACUGACAAUGAUGAAAUUGCUUCUUUGCCAAGUCACCACCGACCAUCUCCUUCCCUUACUUGUCCAGUCAAGCCGCUUGCAGCUAAGCGUCCUCUCCCCAAGAUCAAGCUCCCACGGAUCUUUUCAACCUUUAAACUCUCACUGGAAACUGCAACUCUGAUUUGGUUUAGUCUGGAUUUAUAAACUACAAGCAAGCAGGUAUUUACAGCCAUCAUUUAUUACAGAAUUUAAAGCACGGAGAGAAGUUAUUAUAUUAUUCUUAUGGAAAUAAUUGACAAUUUUGAAAAGUUCCCCUCUUUAAUUUAGGUAUUUUGUCUCUGGUUAAGUAUAUAUAGAGGGGGGUAUGACAUGAUUCGGCUUAUCAUAGAGACCAUAUAUUUCAAUACUGGGAUCAGAUGGUUCUAUAUUACUGAACAUUUUUUUUUACAUAUGAAAUAAAGAAAAAAAAUAUCCUAA